AUGAGUGCAUACGCGCGAGAGGGUAGCCCGUAUGGGUUCGACUCUUCCAGGAUGUCGCCCACGGCUGCAAGUCCUCGUGGAAAAACCUUCGUUGAAGGUUAUCGCAGCGACAUAAUGAACGGGUUCGAAAAGGAUCAAGGACUUUAUAAUCCGAUGAAUCCUGAACGACCACAAAGCUCCGCGCUUGUCGACCUUAGAGACCCGAUCCAAGUACAUCUCCUCACCGAAACCGCUCUUUCUGAUAGUAAAGAAUACGCGAUCUUGUCGCAAGAAGAAGUAGACGAUCUUAAGAAGCAGUGCCAGUCUUUGUCUCAACGCGUUGAGUCGACUCGACAGAACCUGACAAUUCAGUCCAAAUACCGAGAUGCAGCAAUUUCAAUGGCGAGAUUAUAUAAUCCCGGGAAGCUGGAUGGCAAGCGGAGGAGUCUUCUGGGUCGCAACAGUGGCGACCACGCUCGCGCAAAGGAAGCUGAGACUGAGAGGCAGGCGAGCGAAAGGAAGUGUGAGGAGUUGGCAGCGGAGCUCUUUAAUCUUGAGAAACGGCUUAUGGACCCUCAACGACGCCUACUGGAACACACUGCUGGUAUUCUUCAGCUCACACAUAAAGCAUCAAAUAAGAAGAAGGACAUGACCCCUACGCUUCAUCCAAUGAAUGGUAUGCCCGGAAGUCCAGAGAGCCUAUAUACUUAUACGCGCAACAGUAUGGAUCGCGCCGGCGAUGAGCACUUCUUUCACGAUGACAACCACUUCGGCCAAGCGAAUGGAGUAUCUACCAGGGGACCUCCUCGCCAACAGCCUAUCGAAAUACCACUCAAAUCACCAAUUCGAGAACAGCACAGCCAGCUGAAAGAUGAGAUGGAAAAGAUUAAGGAUGAGAAUCUGCAUCUCAAAGGCCAGUCUGAUUCUUUAGUUACGUCGAUAACAGAGAUGGAAGCUCGUCUAGAGAACCUGAACGGGUCAUUACGGGAUGCGAUCGUUCGCUUCAACCCUUCCAAGAACGAGGAGUACUACGACCCUCCAUUUGGUGUGCCAGGAAUGAAGCCAGGGGAGCUGCUGAACAAUCAGAUGGAUUAUCUCGAAAUGGGUCUAAACGCCAUCGAGGUCGAGCAAGAAGAGUCUUCCGGCGACAGUGGCAAGGUUGACAGCUCCAUCGACAAACGCAUCGAAUCACUAAACCAACAAGUUCGCGAUCUGUUGGUGACGGUGGAUCCCGAGUACCCAGCUGCACCUCAGUCUUCACAAGAUAGCAUCGAGUCGAAACUUACCUAUCUCGAGGAUGCGUUAUGUGCAGCAGAUUCCGAAUUAGAACGUGCUGUUCAAAUAUCUCGAUCAGGCCCACCAGAGAAGCAGGAUGAUGAGCAAGUGGAGCGAAUUCUUAUGAACCUCUGGAACAUGAUGCAGACAGGCUUCACCAAGAUCAAGAAAGAGAAGGAGGAGCGUCGAAGAACCCGCAUUGAGAGGGGCUACGAAGACGAGGAAGUCUCUGAUGAUGAGUUCGAUAUCGACGAAGCAUUCAGUCUUCCCGGGUUCUCGAAUAGGGUUCAAUGGCUGUACUCUCAGGCUACUACCCUCAAAAACCAAAAGUCUGUACUGAAGCGACAGAUCAAGCAGCAGCGAGAACUGAACAACAAGUCAGACGCUGAGAAGGACGAGGAACUCGCGAGAAAACAGGAAGAGCUGGAUGAGACACAAAUCUUGUUGGCUCGAGCUGAAAGAGACGCCAUGAGUGCGCAGGCUAUGCUCGAACAGACCUUGGAGGAACUUGAAGGUACUGGUGUUGCACGCAAUAUCGGCGCUCAGAAGGCCCAGUCGGAGGAAAGCACCAAGAAGAUCGCUGACCUGGAAUCUGAACUGAAACGUCUGCAGAGCGAUCUGGCCGGUGCAGCGGGAGCAGCUGGUGCAGCACAUGCGCAAGUCGAAGAUCGGGAAGACAAGAUUGACAGCUUGGAGAAGGAGCUCGAGAACGUCAGAUCUGAUCUUGCCGAUGCGACGGCUGCUGCUGCCGCAGCCCAGGCUCAGAUCAAUGAUCGCGAUAACAAGAUCACUGCCCUUGAAUCCGAGUUGGCCUAUCUAGAGACGGCUCAGAGUGAGAUUGAAGAGCGCAACAAGAGGAUCGCCGCGCUCCAGGCUGAUCUUGAGCAAGCCAACGCCGCCCAUACUCAGAUCGACGAGCGCGAUGCAAAGAUCGCAACCCUUCACACUGAGAUCCAGGAGGCCAAUACUUUUAGGGAUCAGGUUGAGGUACACACUGCUACCAUUGCUACCCUCAAGGCUGAAUUGGAGAAGACCAAUGAUAUCGAAGCUCGCCUCGAGGAACGUAAUGCCAAGGUCGCCCGCCUCGAGUCCGAUAUGGAACUACUCCAGGUAGACCUGGCAGGCGCUGCAGGUGCUGCAGGCACCGCCCAAGGUCAGCUAGAGGAACGAAACAGCAGGAUCGCGGCUCUCGAGGCUAGUGUUAAGCAACUCGAAAAGAAACUAGCCGAUGCUGAGUCUUCCAGCAACAACAACCGUAACCAGCUGACUGGUGUGGAUUCAGUUAUUGAAGCCCUCAACGCACAGCUGGACGAAGUCAACCGAUCCAAACAAAUGGCUGAGAAUAAUGCCAGGUCCCUACAGCAACGUGUCGAGAGCCAGAAGGAUGAGUUGGCGGCCAAGAAGAAACAACUCAAGGAGAAGGAGGAUGAACUUGAGCUUCUCAACAUGAAUUUUGUAGAAACAAAGACGGAGCUCACCAUUGCUCAAGCUGAAUUAGAUGGUGCUUACGGUUCCCGUGCCGAGAGGGCCGCCGACGUGGCAGCUAUCAAGACUAGCGGCGAGGUGAUGAAGCUCCAGAAUCAACUCACGAGGCUCAAGAAUGAGCUGGCCGGAACCGUCCAAGAGCUUGAGGAUGUCACAAAGGAAACACUCAGCGCUGAACGUGAGAAGAUCGAGCUUGAGAACAACCUUCAGGAUGUCCAGGUGGUGAGGAGGCAGCUUGAAGGAGAGGUGGCGACACUGCGCAGGCGACUUGAGUCAGACAUGGAGGAGGCUCGUGGGCACAUCACCAAGCUUCAGGAAGACCUUGAUAGCGAGCGUCUCAAGGCCAUUCCGCCAAACGGCGGAGUUGGCAGAGGUGCCUCUGUACUGAGCGAGCAGUUCAGGGCCACAAUGCGUGAGGAGAGGAAGAAGUUCCAGGAUAACAUCAGGGAGGAGCGUGCUCGAACACGUCAACUCGAAGAGGAGCUGGCCAAACUGAAGCGUGUCCCGACCCCAACCAAAGUACCUCCAAGUCCUCAAUGA
Fusarium venenatum is the source of this 3279-nucleotide messenger RNA. Its product is annotated as Up-regulated during septation-domain-containing protein. NCBI's taxonomy places the organism in Eukaryota, Fungi, Ascomycota, Sordariomycetes, Hypocreales, Nectriaceae. The record is from RefSeq and is a predicted model, not a curated record.